Molecule: messenger RNA, 2359 nt
Organism: Dioscorea cayenensis subsp. rotundata (Guinea yam)
Lineage: Eukaryota; Viridiplantae; Streptophyta; Magnoliopsida; Dioscoreales; Dioscoreaceae
Product: OVARIAN TUMOR DOMAIN-containing deubiquitinating enzyme 6
Exons: 9
Coding region: 496-2088 (530 amino acids)
Biological process (GO): protein deubiquitination
Molecular function (GO): K63-linked deubiquitinase activity; cysteine-type deubiquitinase activity; protein binding
Source: RefSeq, a predicted model, not a curated record
AAAUGGCCAAGCAAACCCCUUCUUCUGGUUUUCUUCAUCGAUCUCGAUUUCUCUUUCUCUCUUCGCUGGUUUGCUUGUCGUCGCGCUGUGAACCCUAGAAAUCAUCCAGGAAUCGAUCGAUCUUUUUCCAGAAGAUCCGGAGCCUUCUGUUUAUAGAUCACGGGUUUUGGCAGGGCGAUUUGUGAAAGUUCUAGGGUUCUUGGGCUGUAAUCUUGUGAUUUGGGUUCAAACGAGGGUUUCUUGUUGGUUGUUUGAGUGGAAAUCGAGGGUUCUGAUCUCAUGAGAAUUGUUAGGGGAAUGCAGAAACUGUUGGUGUCGAAGGAGCAGCAGGUGGUGCUGUGCUGGAAGGAGUCAUUCAGCCAAGGGAUCGGUGUCAGUUGUCCGAAGGUCAGAACUCGGGACAAACUGAUCUUUUGGGGUUAUUCAAGCCUUUGAGUUGGGGAAAGGGUGGCGGAAUAAAGGGAUUGGAGGGGUUUGAGGGUUCUUUAGGACAAGAUGACAAGGAUAUUGGUCCAACGAGGUGGCUCGGGUGCUGCGGCGUCAUCAUCAAAUCCCAAUCGGCAGCCCCCGGGUUCCCAGCAGCAACCGCCUGCUCCUUCGAAGGAGGAGGAACAAGAAAGAGAAUUUCUUCCAGACUCUAGUGGCCUUGAUACCCUAGUCCAACACCCUGCAGGUGCUGAAGAGAUUCUUAUUGAAGGCUCACAAUCACAAGCAACUGCUGUGCAAUCCGGUUCUGAGGAUGCAGAGAAGGGGGGAUCCUGCGAUGAUGAAGGUAAUGAAAACGCCAUUUUAACAACAGAACUGACUGGAUGCCAAAACGGAGAUUGCUCUGAAGUUAUUAAUGAUCCUGUUGGAUCGGGUAUUGGCUCUUCACCUAUUGUCACCGGUGGUUCAUACCCACCUCCUCCUCCUGUUCCACCUCCCAAACCAUCUGCAGUUUCUUCAUCAAGGAGAGUGGUGACAGAAAGUUCAAAUGCUGGCAGGAUUGGUGCUACUGCUUCUAGGAGGCCUUCAACUUGGCCUUUGGUACCUGCCCGGUCCUCACCCACAGGUUCUAGGCCAUCUUCUCCAAGGGCUUAUGGUGACGGUGAUGGUUAUAACAGCUCAGAUGAACAUAACACUUGUUUUGUAUUCUCGUAUGAUGAUAUGGAAAGAGAACGACUGUUUGAACUUGAAAUUAGAAGAGUAAAAGGGUUGGAAGUCAAAAGGAUGAUUGGGGAUGGGAAUUGCUUGUUCCGUGCUGUUGCAGAUCAAGUUUAUGGUGAUCCUGAAGAAUAUGAUACAGCCAGACAAAUGUGCGUCGAUUAUAUGGAAAGGGAGAGGGAUCAUUUUUCACAAUUUAUCACUGAAGGCUUCACAUCUUAUUGCAAGAGAAAAAGGCGAGACAAGGCGUAUGGGAACAAUGCAGAAAUCCAAGCCUUUUCUGAGAUGUACAAUCGUCCAAUCCAUAUUUAUUCUUACAGCACAGAACCCAUCAAUAUCUUUCAUGGUAACUACACUACAGACACACCUCCUAUAAGACUAAGUUUUCAUCAAGGCAAUCACUACAAUUCUCUUUUUGAUCCACGCCGAGAGACAAUUGGAGCUGGUCUUGGAUUUAACACUCUUCGUGGGGGAAACAUUGAUAAAGAUCAGGUGAAGGCUGCUAUAAAAGCUCAUCAAGACCAACAGAUUGACAACGCUCUCCUGGCUGAGGCAAGGAUUUACUCAGAUGUGGAGUUAACAGAGAAGGAAAUUGAGCGGAUGGUGAUGGAAGCUUCACGGGCUGAAUAUCUAGCUGAAGACAGACUGAGACAGCAGCUUCUCAGCAGUGAGACUUCUACUUCUGGCGCUGAACCAUCAUCUUCUGGGGCAAGGACAGGGCCAUCUGGUAGCCAUCGAGUGCAGGAGAGAGCAUUACCUUCUGACACCGUGCUGAGCGGUAGCAUGCAGACAUUGUUGGCCAUGGGAUUUGGUUAUCUGCAGGUCAUUGAAGCAUAUACCAUCUUUGGUGAGGACGUUGACUCCAUGAUCUGCUAUCUGUUGGAGAUGGAGAGCAGCAGGGCUCCGAGCGGCAGCAGUCAGCGCAAAGGGAAGGCCGCGGAGUGAAAAAUGAUGAUACUCUCUCUCACUCUCUCUCUUUCUUGUAGCUAUAUAUGAAUUUGAUGAAGACGAAAGCGGACAGACAUUCUCUUGCGGUAUAGUUUAUACAUCAUCUUCAGGCAUCUCUGAAUUGUUACUUAUCAGAACCCGACUUCAAUAAUUGCUUAAGAUGUAAUAGUCUUCAAUGGAUACAGACAGACCUUGUUCCACACAUUUUAAAACCUCCAUUGUUAUUGCAGUGGGUGAGCUCUUUAUAUCUUAAUCCAUUUUAACAUAA